Molecule: messenger RNA, 2123 nt
Organism: Austrofundulus limnaeus
Lineage: Eukaryota; Metazoa; Chordata; Actinopteri; Cyprinodontiformes; Rivulidae
Gene: c1r
Product: complement component 1, r subcomponent
Exons: 12
Coding region: 1-2034 (677 amino acids)
Biological process (GO): complement activation; zymogen activation
Cellular component (GO): extracellular region; blood microparticle
Molecular function (GO): serine-type endopeptidase activity; calcium ion binding
Source: RefSeq, a predicted model, not a curated record
AUGCACGGGCAGGUCCAAUCCCCCCAGUAUCCCGAGCCGUAUCCCCCGAACCUGCUGGAGCAGUGGGACCUCAGCGUACCAGAGGGUUUCCAGAUCCGACUAACUUUCACACAUCUGGACAUCGAGGCUUCAGCUGGCUGCUCUUAUGACUCACUUACAGUGCUUUAUGGUGAAAAGCUGCUCUGGAAGUUCUGUGGCAUUGAGAACUCUGCUGAUGGGCUCCACCCAGGCUAUCAGCCCAUUUUGACUCCAGGAAACACAGUCACCCUCAUUUUCCAAACAGACCACUACAACCCGGAGCGUCACCAGAACGUGGGAUUCUCCCUUCAGUACCAGGCAAUAGACAUAGAUGAAUGCUCUGCGCCAGAGCCUGAAGACGGAUCUGGUCCACUCUGCUCUCAGAUCUGCCUCAACACACUGGGGUCAUAUCUCUGCUCCUGUCACCAUGGUUAUGAGCUACGCUCUGACCAGCGUUCCUGCACCUUGUCCUGUGGUGGGGGUAUAUUUGAUGAACCAGAAGGACAUCUGUUCAGUCCGGGUUACCCAAACCCCCAAGCUAAUGCCAUGUCCUGUCAGUAUAUAAUUUCUGUAGAAUCUGGCUACACCAUCUCUCUUAACUUCUCUGAUAAUUUCCACAUUGAGAGUGUGGUCACCGAGGAAGGUCCGAAAUGCCUCUUUCAUUGGCUGGAGGUGAUCGUAUCAGACCAAGAGUCUGUGAUGCUGUGUGGUGGAACAAGCCCAGGACUGAUAAAAACAAACUCCAACACUAUCACGCUGAACUUCCACACUGAUGAUCAUGGACUGAGCAACGGAUGGAGCCUGGACUACAGGACAGACAGAGUGAAGUGUCCAGCUCCCAGUAAUGUUGUUAAUGGUAAGGUCACUCCUUCUCAGACUGAAUACUUCUACAGAGACCACAUCUAUGUGCGCUGUGAUCAAGGGUACAAGCUGAUGGUUGACAAUCAAGAAAUUAAGAGCUUCUCCACUAUAUGCCAAAGCAAUGGAAAAUGGCACCUCCCUUUGCCUGAAUGCCACAUAAUCGACUGUGGUGAACCUGAACCUUUGCUGAAUGGAGGAGUGACUUUCCAGUCUGACUUUAGGAACCAGUAUCUCUCUGUUGUGAAGUAUCACUGUAAUGAACCGUUUUACACUUCACCUGGUGGCAUAAAUGCUACCUUCACGUGUGAAUCAGACAGAAAGUGGAGAUCCAACCAUCAGGAAAUUAACAGUCCAAUAUGCCUUCCAGUGUGUGGACGACCGACAAAACAAAUCCAUGACUAUCAGAGGAUUGUUGGAGGAAGUGAUGCUCCAAAACAUACUAUCCCAUGGCAAGUGCUUAUAAAUACAGGUAAUAGGGGAGGAGGUGCAGUCAUAGGAGACCGCUGGAUUCUGACUGCAGCUCAUGUGUUGGAGAAUUAUGGACACAAAGUAUCCAUAUCUUCAAUAAAAAUUUACAUGGGAGACACAGAUGUUCACAGAAUGGAAGCGUUUCCUUUGCAUCCUGUCUCAAUCCAUGUUCACCCUGACUACCACAACCCGAACGGUUCAAACUACAACAACGACAUUGCAUUGGUCAAACUGCAGGACCCCAUCACAUUCGAUGCAGCUGUUAUGCCUUUAUGUUUGCCACCAAAAACUGCCACAUAUGACACAGGAGUGAUGGGGCAGAUUUCUGGCUUUGGUAUUAUCCGUGAGGGCAGCCGCCAUAUUUUAACAAAUAAGCUGAAAUACGUGGCUGUUCCUCUGGUGAAUCAGGAGAUAUGCAGCAAUUCAAUCACUGAGUUAAAGAAAAAUAGGCCCAUCCUACCAGACCUGACAGAUAACAUGUUCUGUGCUGGACUUCCUGAAGGGCAGAAGGACUCUUGCAAAGGUGACAGUGGAAGUGCCUUCACUUUGACUGAUGACGGACAAUUUUGGGCUGCUGGAGUUGUCAGCUGGGGAGAUAAAUGUGGACACAAGGGAACAUAUGGAGUCUAUACCAGAGUUGCUAAUUAUGUAGACUGGAUCAAUAAGGUCAUGCAGGAGAAUCAAUGAAACAAUCACAACGUAAUGUGAAGUUGUCUUUGAGGCAAACAUAAAAAUGACUAUCACAACACAGGCCAAACUUAAUUUUAUUAUCUUAA